Messenger RNA from Staurois parvus, 482 nucleotides. NCBI's taxonomy places the organism in Eukaryota, Metazoa, Chordata, Amphibia, Anura, Ranidae. The record is from the annotation of a GenBank genome assembly.
AUGGGCCCCUGUACCGCCUCCUCAUGCUGCUGCCAGGCCCGUAAUCUGCCAUGGGCCCCCGUACCCGACUCCUCAUGCUGCUGCCAGGCCCGUAAUCUGUCAUGGGCCCCUGUACCGCCUCCUCAUGCUGCUGCCAGGUCCAGAGUGUCUCAUGGGUCCCUGUACGGCCUCCCAUUGCUGCUGUCUCCAUCGCCACACUCUGCCAUGUGCCACUUUCAGGUCUCCUCACACUGCUGGUGGGUUCCAUUUUUGUCAUAGGGUGCUGUAUGGCCUCCCAUUGCUGCUGCCUCCACCGCCACACUGUGGCUCCACACUCUGGUUUUGGCCCCGUGACUGGAUUUGCCCAAAUGAGUGAAGUGUGCGGUGAUUCUAAGAUCGACGGCACUCAUCUGCAUGUCAUACUGACUGACAGUAUUAUUUCUCUUCCCCAGCAGACUCCAAGGGCAUUGAAAUUAAGGGUACAGUGUUCUGCACUAAUAUAA